CGGGCGGGGCUUGGCCUCGGCAGGAGAGGCCGCGUUGUGGGCCUCAGCAUCAGCCGCUGCGCCUACUUCCUUACCUCCCCAGCUGUUUCCCCUCCUUCAGUCCCUGCUGCGGGGCGGCUGCGACGCGGGCAGAGCUGCCUGUCCGAGGGGCCAGGAAUGUGAAGACCCCCAGAAGUCCCAGGUGCUCAGCUGGCUAAGGUGUCUGGGAGAAGAUAACAGGAGAUAUGGGUCUGGGCAGGGAAGAGAGCUGCACUCGGCGACCUCCCAUCAAGGGGCAGCCAGAGCCCCCAGAACUGGCCAAUCGAGUCAUCACUAUUGUCUUCCUGGCCCUGCUUAUAGACUUACUGGGUUUCACUCUUAUCCUCCCCCUCUUGCCUUCCAUCUUGGACCACUAUGGUAGAUCUAAUGAUCCUUUGUAUCAGUCCUUACAGCAGGGUGUGGACUGGUUUGCUGCCACGGUUGGAGUGCCCCCUGAGAGGAAAUAUAACAGCGUCCUGUUUGGAGGUUUGAUUGGCUCCCUCUUUUCCAUCCUGCAGUUUUUUUCCUCACCUCUCACUGGGGCAGCAUCAGAUGCCUUUGGAAGGCGGCCAGUCAUGUUGCUGACUUUGGUGGGACUAAUCACAUCCUACGCAUUGUGGGCCCUCUCCAGAAGCUUCGGAGCUUUUCUGCUCUCCAGGGUGAUUGGAGGAAUCAGCAAAGGCAAUGUUAGCCUUUCCACGGCCAUCAUUGCAGACCUGAGCUCACCCCAGGCUCGGAGUAAGGGGAUGGCCAUGAUCGGGGUCGCCUUUUCUCUGGGUUUCACCAUAGGCCCUAUGAUUGGGGCUUACCUAGCAGUGGAGACAGGUAAAGGAGACGUCUUCUACUUCCAAGCAGCAUUAUUGGCUCUGGUGUUUGCCAUCUCUGACCUGGUGUUCAUUUUCUGCUUCCUUCCGGAAACACUGCCCAGAGAAAAACGGGUGUCUUCUGUUCUGUCUGGGUUCCAGGCAGCCUCGGAUUUGCUCAGCCCGGUCGCCUUAUUCCAGUUCUUGGCUGUCACCAGAGGAAAGGACUCCCCCUCUAGAGACAAACUCCAGAAUCUCAAGGUGCUGGGCCUUGUUUAUUUCCUCUAUCUCUUCCUGUUUUCUGGACUGGAGUACACUCUGAGCUUCCUCACACACCAGCGCUUCCAAUUCAGCAGCAUGCAGCAGGGGCAGAUGUAUUUCUUUAUCGGGAUCACCAUGGCAAUUAUCCAAGGAGGCUAUGCUCGACGGAUCAAGCCAGGAUGUGAAAUUCAAGCCGUGAAACGGGCCAUCUUACUCUUGAUUCCAGCAUUCUUGUUUAUUGGAUGGGCUUGGAAUGUGACUGUCCUGGGUGUGGGGCUGCUCCUGUAUUCCUUUGCUGCUGCCAUUGUGGUACCUUGUAUGUCGGCUAUAGUCUCUAGUUACGGCUCAGCAGGUCAGAAAGGCACAAUAAUGGGGACACUGAGGAGUCUGGGAGCUCUGGCCAGGGCUGUGGGACCCAUUGUCUCAGCUACAGUGUACUGGCUGGCUGGGGUCCAGAUGUGCUUCACUAUAUGCUCAUCAAUGUUUCUUCUCCCCAUCAUCCUCCUUAGCAGUCUGAAACAGCAAACCAAAGCCGAGUGAACAGUUCUCUCCAAAAUUGCCAGUGAUGCUGGGCAAUUUGUCAGAACCGAAGUUGUCAGAGCCAGCAUCUCACUAUACCUGAAGGAGGCAUUUAAAGAGACAUUUGGGGUCCUGGAAUCAACAAUUGCCUCACCCAAGAAACCUGCCAUGAAAUAGAGUGAUCUCCGCUGUUUGUUUCAAUUUCCUUCACCACUCAAGGGUUGUCUUCUUCAGUAAUGUGGCCUACGGAUGGCGUAGGCUUGAUUUUGAUAAAAUUGCACAUCGGUGACAAAAACUGACCAUAGUCUGUAGUAUUUAGGAUUUAGAAGCAGUCUUGGGGUUGAUAAAAACCAUUAAGUCAUUUAUAAUACUAUGCAUUUUGCUACUCAGUCUCUGAGUCUGAGAAUUUUGCAUUCUCAAGGCUUCUUGUGAUUCUCAAAGUUAUGGUGCCUUUGCCCUUCUCCAUGCUGGUCCAUUUACAGUGAUGUGACAUCCACAACAGAUGGGAACCACUGGGAAGAGUUUGGAUGUGGUUCACUGGCCUCCAGGAUAGGCUAACAAUCAGAGCUUCCUUUGUGGCCCUCACGGUACAAUUGAUGGAAGCCACAUACACUUGGCUUCUAAUGGUAGCUACUAAAAAUAGGGAUGAGUUGAUUUACCUUUUUCUAUAAAAAAAAAGUUGAGGUGAUCAAUAGCAGCAGCACAUGCUACUAAUAUUGAGAAAAGUAGUGACUGUAAACAUAACCAUGGUAUGUAAACAUAACAUUUUUUUAUACUAUGAGUAUUCUGAGAAUCACAGUGGAAUUUUGACAAACUAUGUAUGAUACAUUAAAA
Molecule: messenger RNA, 2435 nt
Organism: Dromiciops gliroides (monito del monte)
Lineage: Eukaryota; Metazoa; Chordata; Mammalia; Microbiotheria; Microbiotheriidae
Gene: SLC75A1
Product: major facilitator superfamily domain containing 10
Exons: 13
Coding region: 225-1622 (465 amino acids)
Biological process (GO): transmembrane transport
Cellular component (GO): brush border membrane
Molecular function (GO): transmembrane transporter activity
Source: RefSeq, a predicted model, not a curated record